This is a messenger RNA of Syngnathus acus (greater pipefish), 2735 nucleotides long. RefSeq names its product solute carrier family 26 member 6, like (gene slc26a6l1). Gene Ontology annotation, biological process: transmembrane transport. Gene Ontology annotation, cellular component: membrane. Lineage: Eukaryota; Metazoa; Chordata; Actinopteri; Syngnathiformes; Syngnathidae. Bases 77 to 2449 code for a protein of 790 amino acids. Gene Ontology annotation, molecular function: oxalate transmembrane transporter activity; bicarbonate transmembrane transporter activity; chloride transmembrane transporter activity. The record is from RefSeq and is a predicted model, not a curated record. The transcript has 19 exons.
CGGUAUCAGAUUUACAGAUGACGGCUUUGGAGUUGUUUUGAGUAUUGUGCUGUUCAUAAGACACAUUUGAGGUCAAAUGGACUCAAGAUAUAGAAAAUAUAAAAUUGAAAGGGAAGUGCUGGAUGAGCAGGGACUUGAAGAGUUAGCACAGAGGAAAUCGUACGUUGACAAUCAACCAUCUGUAAUUCACCAUCUUAAAGAUUCCAUCAGAUGCACAGUCCCCAAAUUUAAACAGGGGAUUUUGAGUACUUUUCCUGUGUUCUAUUGGCUGCCCAAAUAUUCUGUCUGGGAUGAUGGCAUCCCAGAUUUCAUUUCUGGAAUUAGCGUUGGAAUAAUGCAUCUGCCACAAGGGAUGGCUUACGCAUUAUUGGCCUCGCUUCCUCCUGUUUUUGGCCUCUACACUUCUCUCUACCCAGCAUUAAUUUACUUCUUUUUCGGAACAUCACGUCAUAUUUCGAUCGGUACAUUUGCUGUGCUUAGCAUCAUGGUGGGUAGUGUUACCGAGAGACUUGCUCCAGAUGUUGAUUUCCUGAAGAUGAAUGGGACCAAUGUCACAAGUGAGGUGGACAUAGCUGCUCGGGACUCGUACAGGGUGCAGGUAGCUGCUGCUACCACUGUCCUGGGAGGACUUAUACAGGUUUUGCUGGGUUCGCUCAAAUUCGGUUUUGUGGGAACGUACUUAUCAGAACCUCUGGUGCGAGCGUACACAGCUGCUGCUGCCCUCCAUGCUGUGGUGGCGCAACUGAAAUACAUCUUUGGGGUGUCACCAGCACGCUUUAAUGGACCGUUGUCAUUGGUGUAUACUCUAAAAGAAGUUUGCCGCUUGCUGCCGCAGACGCACCUCCCCACUCUGGUUGUCAGUGUGGUAUCCCUGAUAUUGCUGAUUGCGGCAAAGGAGCUCAACUCCCUCCUGAGCCCAAGGCUGCCAGUUCCCAUCCCAGUGGAGCUCAUCACGAUUAUAACAGCAACUCUAAUAUCAAACUAUGGCCAGUUAAAUAGAAACUUUACUAUUCCAGUUGUUGGAGAAAUUCCGAGUGGGUUAAGUCCUCCAAUUGUACCAAAAGUCAACAUUUUCAGUGAAGUUAUUGGAGAUGCUUUCGCGCUGGCUCUUGUCGCCUACGCCAUAUCAAUUUCUCUCGGGAAAAUAUUUGCACUGAAACACGGAUACAAAGUGGACAGCAACCAGGAACUAGUGGCUUUGGGUCUCAGCAAUACAUUUGGUGGAUUCUUCCAAUGCUACGCCGUAUGUGCAUCCAUGUCUCGGAGUCUCAUUCAAGAGAGCACUGGUGGAAAAACACAAAUGGCUGGAAUAACAUCGGCUGUAAUUGUUUUGGUGACUAUACUGAAACUUGGUCCACUUUUCCAGGAACUACCAAAGGCAGUUCUGGCGUGUAUCGUCUUUGUGAACUUGAAGGGUAUGUUCAAACAAUACUCAGAUAUUGUUAUUCUAUGGAGGAGCAACAAGAUUGAUUUGGUGUUGUGGUUGUUCACGUGGGUGUCCACUUUGCUCUUCAAUCUGGAUUUGGGCCUUGCUGCUGCCAUUGUGUUUGCACUCUUUACUGUUAUCUUCAGAACCCAGCUACCAAUUUAUUCUGUUCUGGGAAAUGUCGAAGGUUCAGAACUGUAUGUGGAUAUCGAGAUUUACAAAGAGGCAAGAGAAAUUCCAGGUAUUAUAAUAUUCCGCUCUUCUGCUCCAGUAUAUUUUGCUAAUGCCGAACUGUACCUAGAAGCGCUGAAAAAAAAGAGUGGACUUGACAUCAAUAAAAUGAUCACCUAUAAGAAGAGACAGGAAGCCAAAGAGAAACGUAAACAAAAAAGAAAAGCGAGACGGGCUCAAAGACAAGGCAAGAGAGAGAAACUUCCUGACCAGUCAGCAGUAUUCUCUGUGGAGGAAGAGGCCAAAACCUGGAGAGAAAGCCUGGUGAGGAAGGCCACAGAAGCGGAGAACUGGACUGACAGAAGAAAUAGCAGCGUUUUUAUAAAACCCACUACAACAGAUGGUCAGUGUAGAUGGGAGUACUUGAAGGGAGGCGAUUCUGACCACACCAGUUUAGGAUGCGAGCAGAUGGACAGUGAUGCCACCAAUCGGGACUCCGGCUGUAAAGACGCGAUGAGUCGUGACCUGGAACGCAUCUCUCUCGGGUCUCUAGGCAAAUGGACCUGGGACAUCCACUCCAUUAUUCUUGACCUCUCCACGGCUAACUUUAUUGACACAGUGGCUGUGAAGACCAUGAGAAAUAUUUUCCAAGACUUCAGCACGAUUGAUAUUGACGUUUACUUGGCAGGUUGUCAAGCUUGUGUGGUCCAACAACUGGAGCUUGGCCACUUCUUUUCUGACUCCAUUACAAAGCGACAUUUAUUUGCCUCUGUCCACGAUGCCGUGCUCUUCAGUCUGGGCCGUCACGGAUUUGACUCAUCGACAGUUAUGGACCGCAACACCAAGCUUUAGGAACCUUAACCAAUCCGGACAUCUGGUUCUCCACAAGGUGGGACUUUCCUACAACUAAUGGCAUUUAGUCUGUUAGACUCUUUUGGUAACUCACUCAUUCUGGUGGUAAUUAAUAUUGUGACUAUGGCUUUUCCGUAAAACAGAAGGCAUAGAAUCUUGAUUUUAUAUUUGAUCACACAUAGGAAACACAGAGCAGUUGUAUAAAGAAAAUGACAAAAAUAGAGGAGCUGAACAAUACCUCGUGUGUUACAAUAAAAAAAAUAAAGGAUUCAAGCAAGAAAAACAA